Diospyros lotus (date-plum) is the source of this 1889-nucleotide messenger RNA. RefSeq lists its product as uncharacterized. Bases 337 to 897 code for a protein of 186 amino acids. The record is from RefSeq and is a predicted model, not a curated record. The transcript has 2 exons. NCBI's taxonomy places the organism in Eukaryota, Viridiplantae, Streptophyta, Magnoliopsida, Ericales, Ebenaceae.
CAAGUUGGGAUUGUAUGCAGUAGUCAGUGAUGGGCUGAGAAAGCAAAAGGCAAGAGGGAGAGAAGGAUGCUGUUGCUGCAAUAAAGAACCCAAAAGAAAAGGAAGCCCUCUCCCCCAUUGCCAACGGAUCUUUUCUUCCCUUCUCUCUCUCUCUCUCUCUCUCUCUCUCUCUCUCUCUCAAACAGUCUCAAGAAAAAAGAAAAAGGAAAUUCAAAAACAAUCCCAAAAAUGGCUUAACAAAAUCAAUCCUUCUCCUGCCCUACCCAGAGAUGAACUCCCUUUCCUCUAUUCCUCCACCUUCAACCUUCACACUUCCAUUUUCCCCUUCUAUUGUUCAUGCAAGAUCCAAACAAUUCCCAAUCACGGAAGCCGUGGUACCAAAGAGCAGUGGAAAUGGCCACCCUGUGGAAAACCAUUUCCAAGUCCCCGGAAAUUCCCACAACCAAUGCAACCUUAUGGAAAACCAUUUCCAGAUCCACCGAGGUUUCAGCCACAAGUGCAAACAGACAGAAGCUAAGAAAAUGCACCUCCCUAAAGGUUGCGACAUCGUUCACGCGAGUUUGCUUAUGCGCACCAAUAUCUUCCUACACGGAGAUCUUCCAAGCUGAUGUUCCUCCAAGAAGAAGCAACAGUUACCCGAGAGCAAAGCCGUUUCCCUCCCAGCAAGAAAGAACUCCGAGCUCCAGAAUCAGCAUGGAAGGGAGGAGAAUUUUCCGGGGAAAAUCCUUGACAGACGAUGUGUUGAUGAGAAGAUUUGUUGUGGAAGAAGAGGCAAUGAUGCAGGUUAGGAGGAGGAACCAGAUGGAUAUAAUUAGGAGGAGGGCUGCCAUGAGAAGGAAAAUGCUUGGGCCAAGCCCUCUCAGUAGAAUGGUUUUGGCCGAGGAGGAAUCGAUUUAAUGAAACAGGUGGGGCUUUAAGGCUUUCCUUUCCUCUAUCCAAACAACAACCGUUAAUGGUAUUUUCUGCUCCCCUCAUUCUAUUCUUUGAGGCUGUAAAUGGCAGCUAUUCAUCCUAGUAUUCUCCAAAGCAGUGAGGUAAUCCCUCCUCUAGUCGUCGGUUUUCGUUCUGUUACUUGAGAAACUAGCUGCUUCAGCCCUUUAACCACUGGAAUUCAUGCAUAAAUGGGAUCUUCUUGCUAGAAAUUAUUGGCUGUUCUUGCUAGAGAUGAUGGUUUUAUAGAUUGGUUUCAACAAAGAACUCAUCGCAAUUCAAACUUUGAUGGAAACAUGCAGGAAAACCCGAGUAUGAAAUUAAACCAUCAGUUCCCCUUUAACAAGAAUGAUCGACCCCAUAAAUCCUAUACCCUAUACCUAAUGCACGAGACUCUUUAUUUUCUAACAGUCAUAUUUGUACGUAGCCUCUUUGUUUCUACAACUCGACCUCGUGGACCUUCUGGACACAAAGCUUCACCAGUGGGGAAUAACAUUUGAGUUGAACUGCCAACCUAGACACGUCUUGUUUAUGCAGCCCAGAGAGAGGCAUCAAUUAGGUUAGCAACCUCUUCUUUUUAGGUCACUUGGUGAACAAAGCUGCUCUGUCUUCCCCAAAGUUUGAUCUUGCUUAUAAGCCACUCUAAUCCUAUUAUUAUACCUAUUGAAAUGCAGAUCUAACUUGUGAAACAAGGGUUGCAGUUAUCUUAUACUUGUCAAUCAUAUUACAGCCUAUAUAUAUACAUACAUAUUAGGUCUCUUCUCUAACUACCAUUAUCAACCCUUCCCUCUUUCUUCUUGUCAGCCACCAACCCUCCCUACUUAGCUUACCUUCUUUUUUUUUUUUUUUCCCAUUAUUGUAUCGAUAAUAACGGUUAAAUUGUCCUUUUGUGAUUAGAAGGUCAUGGGGUUGUGUUGCAAAAAUGGUUUUUCUAGAAGAAAUGUUUUGUUAUAAAAAAA